CCAUGCUGGGCGGAGGAAGGCGGCGGAGGACUGACCGAGAUUUGCAUUAAGUGAUCCGCAUGAGUCAAAAUGCUAGAUAUUUACCUGGAAGGCUGGCAAAGACCAGGCAUAGGUCAGCUCUGUUUGACUAUGUACUCGUGUGCUGUGAUGUUCGUGGUGCGGUACUGUAAGUUGAGAAAUUACAACCUUAUUCUAGUCAAAACGGAGGGACCCUCUGACAACUGUGACAUCAUUGUCUCUGAAUGCUGCAUUUCUGAACGCUCUUCAUUGACAAACACAAAUGCCAUGGGUCUUCCGUCAGAUGUGGCCAGUUGUAGACUACCUGUAGUAAAGGGACAUACAGAUAAUACGAUACGAUCGGGAUUGUGCUCUUCUGUACGAUAUAUUGCCCUCCAAGCUCAUCAAAGUUCACCUACAGAACACUUUGAUGAAAUCUUGGGUUUUCGUGGAGGAACCCUCAAAUCUUGCGCGGAGGUAUCAAGUUGGACAAGAUUGUGUGAGGUGGAGAUCCCAGGAGCUGUUUGUGGUGUACAGAAAACUCUGAAGUAUAGCAGUGAGGCAAGGAGUUGUGAGAGCCUCGUGUUCCCAUCUGAGAUAGAACGACUGGAGAAGCACUUGAGAACACCCGUGCUACUGCAUAAUGAUGACAAAAAGAAAGGAGAGGUUCUUUCUGCUCUUCGUAAGAGAUUUACGAAAUCCAGUCUAAGUCAUUUACUGCAAGGUAAAUUAGAAUGUGAAAACAUGACAGAUCAUGUGAUGAAGAUAUUACAGCAAGACAUUUGGAAGGAACAUUGUGUGACAAAGUUCCAGAUUUUGAAAAAGUUUGAAGGAAUUGAUACGGUGAUUCCUGGAAAGAAGAAACAUAAGAAAAAACGGAAAGGAAAACGUAAGGAGAGACUUGAAUUGCUGAAGACUGCUGCUGGAAACAACGUGGUGUUGGGAGCUGUUGAUGAUUCAGAAAGGAGUGAAGAAAGCGGACGUGGCCAAAACUGUGAACUGCAGGCAAAAAACAGCUGUGAUGGCAGCCCCCCAUGCCCAGACAGUGAUACAACCAUCACAAAAACAAUAAAAGCCCUGGAUACACUUGUUACAAAUGGGCUCUCAAUAGAUUCAGAAGAAGCCUCCAUUGGAAUCCAACACCCAGCUGCCCAGUCUUGUGAGAAGGAUGUCAGUCUACAUGUAGACACAUCAGGGAACCAAUCAGAUGUCUUGUCUCACCUUGUUCGGUUCAUCCACAGCCUGGAGGCAGCUGAUGUUCACUUGGAUCACUGUUAUGUAGAAGGGAUAAAACUUACUCUGGCAGACCUUCUUCUCUUUGUCUUCAUUCAUUUCUUCCUGGUUUCCGUUCAGUCAUCAGGCUUCUCUGUCCAGAAAUGCUGUCCAGCUAUCCUUCAGUGGUACAGUCACAUGACCUCCCUGCCAAGAGUGAGGGCAGUAGCAGAGGAUUGUGGGAUGGCUGUCCUACAUGUAUCUCACCAAUCAAACUCCAUUCUGGUCAAAGAAAUGACUGUUGUCUUGUCAGAUGACACAAACACCUUAGACAUGGAGACUACUUUGAGCCACCACAGUAAAGGACACUGUAGACCACUCAAACCCGACGUGGCAAAUGCGCUUCAAAAAGUCCAGUCUGCUAACAUCAGCCCCAGGGUAGGAGAACACCCCUGUGGUGAGGACAUUCAUCUUGACUGGUUAGCCUUCCCAAAAGAGGUUUAUCCAUUUAACGACAGUUUACCCAAGUCCAAGGUUCAAAGUAAAUGUGAACAGCUGGAGAAUCUUGUCAGUGCUGUGGUGAAGAUUGCUCAGCCAGGUCAUGUGAUCGUAGACUUUUGUUCUGGAGGGGGUCAUUUGGGUAUUGUCAUUGCCUACUUGCUACCAGAUUGUGCCAACAUGGUGUAUCUCAUCGAGAAUAAAGAAGAGUCCUGUCAUGAGAGCAAAGAAGAGGUUGAUGACCUUAGAUUGAACAAUGUCAUAUUAUUCCAGUGUAACAUGGAUUAUUUUAACGGACAGUUUGACAUAGGUGUGUGUCUACAUGGCUGUGGCGUGGCUACUGACAUGGUGCUACAGAAGUGUCUGGACAAUCAGGCUGCCUUCGUCGUCUGCCCGUGUUGUUAUGGGAAAGUCCAGAACACCCACAACAUCACUUACCCCAGGAGUGACAGGUUCAGAGAGGCUGGGCUCACAGCAAAGGAGUACAUUAUUUUGGGCCAUGCUGCUGAUCAAACUGAAGUUGGCAUUGAACUAGAAGAACAAGGAAAGCACUGUAGUAACCUGGUGGACACAGACAGAGGACUUCUCUUCCAGCAACACGGCUACUCCGUAACCCUGUGCUCACUCCAGCCAGUCACAUGUACCACCAAGAACAACCUGCUGAUUGGUGUCCCACCUGGGAAGUCACGAUGACAACAGUAACACUAGAACGCCUGUGCUCACUCCAGCCAGUCAUGUGUACCAGUACCACCAGAAACAAUUUGCUAACUGGUGUCCCACCUGGGAAGUCACGAUGACAACAGUAACACUAGAACACCUGUACUCACUCCAGCCAGUCACAUGUACAACCAAGAACAACCUGCUGAUUGGUGUCCCACCUGGGAAGUCACGAUGACAACAGUAACACUAGAACACCUGUGCUCACUCCAGCCAGUCAUGUGUACCAGUACCACCAGAAACAAUGUGCUAACUGGUGUCCCACUUAGGAAGUCACGAUGACAACAGUAACACUAGAACACCUGUACUCACUCCAGCCAGUCACAUGUACCACCAAGAACAACCUGCUGAUUGGUGUCCCACCUGGGAAGUCACGAUGACAACAGUAACACUAGAACACCUGUGCUCACUCCAGCCAGUCAUGUGUACCAGUACCACCAGAAACAAUGUGCUAACUGGUGUCCCACUUAGGAAGUCACGAUGACAACAGUAACACUAGAACACCUGUACUCACUCCAGCCAGUCACAUGUACCACCAAGAACAACCUGCUGAUUGGUGUCCCACCUGGGAAGUCACGAUGACAACAGUAACACUAGAACACCUGUGCUCACUCCAGCCAGUCACAUGUACCACCAAGAACAACCUGCUGAUUGGUGUCCCACCUGGGAAGUCACGAUGACAACAGUAACACUAGAACACCCAGUCAUGUGUACAACCUGCUAACUGGAGUCCCACCUGGGAAGUCAUGAUGACUACAGUAACACUAGAACACCUGUGCUCAUUACAGCCAGUCACGUGUACCACCAAGCACAACCUGCUGAUGGGUGUCCCACCUAAGAAGUCACAAUGACUACAGUAACACCAGAAGACCUGUGCUCACUACAGCCAGUCACGUGUACCACCAAGCACAACCUGCUGAUUGGUGUCCCACCUAGGAAGUCACAAUGGCUACAGUAACACCAGAAGACCUGUGCUCAUAACAGCCUCAGUGGUACAAGUGAUUGGACAGUGUUGCAGAGUGAUGAGGUGAUAAAACAAAGAGAUGGUAUGAUGAUUUGAAGCAAUAGUACAAUGACAUAACAUAAAAUGAGUGUCAUUGUGUAAUUUCUUCGGCCGAUGUCUCAUUGCUUCACAUCUUUGUGUCAUUGUGUCAGCGAGCAUCGUAUACUGCUAUGACACAAUGAUAAUCUGUCUUUUAUACUUUCCCAUUGUAUACUUUCUGCACUGGAGAGUUUCGUACUAGUCUAAGGAUAUUUUAUUUUUUAUCUGAAAUGUAUUAAGCGCAGUAAGUGCCUUGAUCGCUUAUUUCAUUAAUGACCUCUUCCCGGACAAACGUAUGAUGAUACCUCUUAUAUUUCUUACAUGAUGCAACUAGACAUCUGUGCCCAUUUAUUUAGAAGUCUUGGUUCUGUUUUUUGAAGGUGAGCAUGAAGUAUUUGAGUUUUGUCUGUGAAACCAGACAUCCUUUAUCAUUAUUAAGAUGUAGUACAAAAAUUCUGAAUUUAACGUUUCAACGUUUUGUUGAGGUCAGUUGUGUUCUGUCAUUGUCUUACAACACUUAAUGUCUAUAUAAUCAGUGCAUUUUAACAUGGUUGAAUAUACAGUAUUGAAAUUAUCCACAAAAGAGAUCACUUUUA
Liolophura sinensis is the source of this 4062-nucleotide messenger RNA. RefSeq names its product glutathione S-transferase C-terminal domain-containing protein-like. Gene Ontology annotation, cellular component: cytoplasm. Lineage: Eukaryota; Metazoa; Mollusca; Polyplacophora; Chitonida; Chitonidae. The record is from RefSeq and is a predicted model, not a curated record.